UUAAUAUAUAGCCUUUCCAUUGCUUUUCCUCGAACCCCAUAAGCCCUCAUAAUGAUUUUUAAAGUCUUUCUUAUUCUUUUUCAUGUCUUCCCAUUUUGCGUUCUCUCAGUCAACCAAGAAGUCUUGUAUCUCCAUAGUGCCAAGCUGGGUCUGGAUGACCCAGACGGCACGCUUUCAGGAUGGAACGAAGAAGAUGACUCGCCUUGUAAAUGGUUCGGCGUAAAAUGCGAUGUCGAGUCAGGUUCAGUGACCUCUCUGGACCUCUCGAAUGCGAAUGUCGGAGGGCCAUUCCCGGAUGUUCUUUGCCGGCUUAAAAAUCUGAGAUUUAUCUCGUUUUUCAAUGAUUCUUUCAGCUCCAUAAUUCCAGACGGGUUGUCGGGCUGUCUGGCACUGGAGCAUCUCGAUUUGUCUCAGAAUUACUUGACUGGGUCUCUCACGGACACUCUGGCCGAGCUUCCGGAACUGAAGUACCUUGAUUUGAGCGGGAAUAAUUUCUCCGGCGAAAUCCCGGCGAGUUUCGGGAGUUUCCGGCGGCUUGAAGUAUUGGGUCUAGUCGAAAACUUGUUGGACGGGACAGUCCCGGCGUUUUUAGGGAAUGUUUCGAGUUUGAAGCAGCUGAAUCUCUCGUAUAACCCGUUUUCUCCGGGUCGGAUCCCGCCGGAGCUCGGGAACUUAUCGAAUCUGGAGGUCCUGUGGCUGACCAACACUAAUCUGAUCGGAGAAAUUCCCGACUCGUUGAGUCAGCUCACCAAACUGGUCGAUUUAGACCUUGCAUUCAAUGGGCUGAGCGGUCCGGUCCCAUCCUGGUUGACCGAGUUGACCAGUGUGGUUCAGAUUGAGCUCUAUAAUAACUCGUUGACCGGGGAACUUCCGGCGAAAGGGUGGUCAAAUAUGACGGCGUUGAGGCUGAUUGAUGCGUCAAUGAAUCAGUUGACUGGGAAUAUCCCGCCGGAGUUGUGUGGUUUACCUCUGGAGUCACUCGCUCUGUACGAGAACAAAUUGGAAGGUAACUUGUCGGAAAGCAUUGCGAAUUCGCCGAAUUUAUCCGAGUUGCGUCUUUUCUCAAACAAAUUGAACGGAAGCUUGCCAAAAGAUCUGGGAAAAAUCCAACCUUUGUUGAUGAUUGAUGUUUCUGAUAACGACUUCACAGGGGAAAUCCCGGCACCCUUGUGUGAAAUGGGUGUUCUGGAGGAACUCCUGAUCAUAGGCAACUCAUUCUCCGGCGAGGUCCCGGCGAGCUUGAGCGAAUGCCGAAGCCUACGUCGUGUGAGGUUCGCGCAUAACAAGCUCUCCGGGGACGUCCCGGCCGGCAUUUGGGGGUUGCCCCGGGUAUCCUUGCUCGAGCUGACAGACAAUUCAUUCUCCGGCGAAAUAGCGAAAACAAUAUCGGGUGCUUCAGAGCUAUCUUUUCUACUUUUAUCGAAAAACAGAUUCUCCGGUACAAUCCCGGGAGAAAUCGGCUCUCUUGCCAAUCUUGUUGAUUUUCUGGGCUACGAGAAUCAGUUUUCCGGCCAAUUACCGGCCAGCAUUGUGAAUCUUGAGCAGUUGGGAAGAUUAGACCUUCACAACAAUGGACUAUCAGGUUCCCUCCCUGAGGGAAUUCAAAACUGGACGAGAUUAAACGAUUUGAACCUGGCAAACAAUAGCUUCUCCGGUAACAUCCCUGUGGAAAUUGGUAACCUCUCUGUUUUAAACUAUCUUGAUUUAUCAAGAAACCGAUUUUCCGGUAAAGUCCCCAUGGAAUUACAAAAUCUGAAGCUGAAUCAACUAAACCUGUCAAACAACCUUCUCUCUGGCGGCAUUCCGCCCCAGUAUGCAAAGCCGAUGUACAGAGACAGCUUUUUGGGGAAUCCUAGUUUGUGUGGAGACAUGCAUGGUUCAUGUGAUAAGAGAGAUGGAAAUAAACAUUAUGUUUGGUUAAUAUUUGUGUUAGCUGGUUUUGUUCUUAUCCUAGGAGUGGGUUGGUUCUAUUCCAAGUACAAGAGCUUCAACAAAUCCAAAAAGGGUAUUGAUAGAUCAAAGUGGAGUUUGAUGUCUUUUCACAAACUCGGUUUUGAUGAGUUUGAGAUAGUGAAUUCUCUUGAUGAAGACAAUGUCAUCGGAAGCGGAUUGUCGGGAAAGGUGUACAAGGUUGUCUUGAGCAACGGAGAAGCUGCUGCAGUUAAGAAAAUCCGAAGCAACAUAAAGGUAGCCGACAGCGGGAGUGAUAUGGAAAAGGGUGAUUCUGAAGGGGAUGGAUUUGAAGCUGAGGUAUCAACUUUAGGUAAGGUUAGGCAUAAGAAUAUUGUUAAGCUUUGGUGUUGUUGUGUCACGGGGGACUGCAAGCUAUUGGUUUAUGAGUAUAUGCCUAAUGGAAGCUUGGGAGACUUGCUUCAUAGUAGUAAGAGUGGUUUGUUGGAUUGGGGAUUGAGAUAUAAGAUAGCAAUUGAUGCGGCCGAGGGGCUGUCUUAUCUGCACCAUGAUUGCGUGCCCGCGAUUGUUCAUAGAGACAUUAAGUCGAACAAUAUAUUGUUGGAUGGGGAUUUUGGAGCCCGGAUUGCUGAUUUUGGCGUUGCUAAGGUGGUUGAACGAGACGAAAGAGGAACCAAACUUAUGUCUGGCAUUGCAGGCUCUCGUGGUUACAUCGCGCCCGAAUAUGGCUACACGCUUCGGGUGAACGAGAAGAGUGACAUAUACAGCUUUGGAGUAGUGAUAUUGGAGUUAGUUACUGGAAGGCUCCCGAUAGAUCCCGAAUUCGGGGAUAAGGAUAUAGUUAAGUGGACAUGCACCACAUUGGACCAGAAUGGCGUGGAUCAUGUCAUUGAUUCAAAAUUGGAUUCUUGUUUCAAGGAAGAAAUCUGCAAAGUUAUGAACAUUGGCCUCCUCUGCACUAGCCCAUUGCCUGCUAACCGGCCUUCAAUGAGACGGGUGGUGAAGAUGCUGCAAGAAGUGGGCCCUGGGAAACAACCCAAUAUGCCGGGUUCGAAGGACGGGAAAAUCACGUCCUUCUACUACGACAACGAUUCUGAUCAUGGAAGCAUCGUGUAGAAUGAUUGGUUCAUUUUUUUUCACUCUAAUUCACUAAAUUCAAAGAUGGCCUCCCCUAACUAUGAGCUUCUGUUCUGAAAUCCCCAGUUCACAAGUGUUUUAACUUUUAACUGAUUGUGAGGGUGAAAUUUUGAUAGAGAAUUGAUUUCAUUGUAAAUUACAGAUUCACAAAAUUUUCCUCCUUGACCAUUUUCAGGAAGUUCAUUGUAUCAAAGUAAGUACAAU
This is a messenger RNA of Cuscuta epithymum, 3252 nucleotides long. Lineage: Eukaryota; Viridiplantae; Streptophyta; Magnoliopsida; Solanales; Convolvulaceae. The record is from the annotation of a GenBank genome assembly.